Messenger RNA from Delphinapterus leucas (beluga whale), 4934 nucleotides. It is a transcript of the gene RIN1, whose product is annotated as Ras and Rab interactor 1. Gene Ontology annotation, biological process: signal transduction; vesicle-mediated transport. NCBI's taxonomy places the organism in Eukaryota, Metazoa, Chordata, Mammalia, Artiodactyla, Monodontidae. The record is from RefSeq and is a predicted model, not a curated record. Gene Ontology annotation, cellular component: endocytic vesicle; cytosol. Gene Ontology annotation, molecular function: small GTPase binding; guanyl-nucleotide exchange factor activity.
UCACUGCCUAGUGGGAGCCUACCCACUCUGACUUGGGGUAUAGGCUGGGGAAGGGGGGUUCUCCCACUUGCCUGCUCCCCAGAGGUGGGGGGCUGGGCCCUGGACUGCCUGGUGCUGGUGAGCAACGUCUGAAGCAACAUGUGGCACAGGCAGAGCACGUGGCCUUGGGUGGGGACGGGGACUGGGUACUCGGUGCUUGGAGACUGGAUCAUGUCUGCACCUGCCCCAGUCACUUGGCAGAUUGGCAAGGCAGGCUGGCAGAGCCUGUGUGCGUGGGAGGCAGCUGGCAGCAGCGCCAUGUUCUGACGACCUCACAGCCAGACUCCCCCUUGUUUAGCGCUGACUGUUAGAACCACCCCCAGAACCUCAGUUAAGCAAAGAGGUUAGUUUCCAUGGAGACACAGCAUCCUUUCUCCACGGCAACCUGAAAUCCCAAAACGCAAGUUAAGCUCAGGAAUGCGUCAUCGGUGACCUGUAGGGGGCGCUCUCCCACAAGGCUGACUUCAAGACCGUGGACAGAUGAGCAGUUGACCACAGACGUAAAGGUGCCCCAAAGGCGAGGCCUGUGGGGACCUAGAUAGGCCCUGCUUAACCCCUUCCUGCCCACCUGUAUGAUUCGAGGAGGCUGGCAAGGCUUUAGGACGCACUGUGUGGAGGUGGUAGCCCCACAGCUGGGGCCCUCGGAGGGCCACUUGCGUGGAGACGAUCCCUGCCCCCAGAGGCUGGGCCCAGAACAGAGGAAGCAGGCACUGCCCGGGCUGAGUGGACACACAAGAGUUAACUGGCGGCUGUGACAGGGCGAACCGCCCUCAGGAAGUGUUACUCACCACUGGGAAUGUGAGUGCUCUUGCCUUGGGGGCUGGAUUCUCUUCCUGAGUCCCUGGAGAUACCGAAGGAGCUCCCAGCCAUGGAAGCCCCUGGAGAGUCUGGAGCAGGCCUUCUCGGAGCCCCCAGCGCAACCAGCUUCGCACCUGGGCACCUGGAGAGAGAAAAGCCAGCCCAGGACCCGCUGUACGAUGUGCCUGAUGCCGGCGGGGCACGAGCAGGUGGGCCCCAGCAGCCCGGGCGCACCGUGAGCCUGCGGGAGCGCCUGCUGCUUACCCGGCCCGUGUGGCUGCAGCUGCGGGCCAACGCCGCGGCCGCGCUGCACGUGCUGAGGACCGAGCCCCCCGGGACAUUCCUGGUACGGAAAUCUAACACUCGCCAGUGCCAAGCCUUGUGCAUGCGGCUGCCCGAGGCCAGCGGCCCCUCCUUCGUCUCCAGCCACUACAUCCAGGAGAGCCCUGGGGGCGUCUCCUUGGAGGGCUCAGAGCUUGUGUUCCUGGACCUGGUCCAGCUCAUCUGUGCCUACUGCCACACCCGGGACAUUCUUCUCCUCCCGCUUCAGCUCCCCAGAGCCAUCUGCCAGGCAGCCACCCGCAAGGAGCUGGAAGCCAUCUCCCAUCUGGGCAUUGAGUUCUGGAGCUCCUCCCUCAACACCAAGGCUCAGCCAGGCCCAUCUGAAGGCCCACUGCUGCCCAGGCUGAAGCCCCGGUCCCCACAAGAGCUGGACCAGGGCACUGGAGCUGCCUUGUGUUUCUUCAACCCCUUGUUCCCAGGGGACCUGGGUCCCACCAAGCGGGAGAAAUUCAAGAGGAGCUUUAAAGUGCGUGUGUCCACAGAGACCUCCAGCCCCCUGUCUCCACCAGCUGUGCCGCCUCCCCCAGUCCCAGUGCUGCCAGGGACAGCCCCCAACCAGACAGAAAGGUUGCCCUCUCGCCAGCUGCUGCGGAGGGAGAGCUCAGUGGGGUACCGUGUGCCAGGGGGCACCGGCCCCAGCCUCCCGCCACUGCCUUCCCUCCAGGAGGUGGAUUGCGGCUCCCCCAGCAGCUCAGAGGAGGAGGGGGUGCCAGGGUCCCAGGGGAGCCCAGCAACCUCACCCCGCCUGGGCCGCCGGCGGCCGCUGCUUCGGUCCAUGAGCGCUGCCUUCUGCUCCCUGCUGGCGCCCGAGCGGCAGGUGGGCCGGGCAGCCGCAGCGCUGAUGCAGGACCGACACACAGCCGUGGGCCAGCUGGUGCAGGACCUACUGACCCAGGUGCGGGCCGGCCCUGAGACCCAGGAGCUGCAGGGUAUCCGCGAGGUGCUGAGCCGGGCCCGAGCCAUGCUGAGCGCGGAGCUGGGCCCGGAGAAGCUGCUGUCACCAGAAAGGCUGGAAUGCGUCCUGGAGAAGUCGCUGCAUCGCUCCGUGCUCAAGCCUCUCCGGCCCAUCCUGGUGGCCCGCCUGCGGCGCCGUCUUUCCGCCAACGGCUCCCUGGGCCGCCUGGCUGAAGGCCUCUGCCUGGCCCGGGCCCAGGGCCCCAGAGCCUUCGGGUCCCACUUAAGCCUGCCCUCCCCAGUAGAGAUGGAACAGGUGCGCCAGAAGCUACUGCAGCUACUUCGUGCCUACUCACCCAGCGCCCAGGUCAAGCGGCUCCUGCAGGCCUGCAAGCUGCUCUACACAGCCUUGAGGACCCAGGCAGGGGAGGGUGCAGGGGCCGAUGAAUUCCUCCCACUGCUGAGCCUCGUCCUGGCCCAGUGCGACCUUCCUGAGCUGCUGCUGGAGGCCGAGUACAUGUCAGAGCUGCUGGAGCCUGCCUUGCUCACUGGAGAGGGCGGCUACUACCUGACCAGCCUCUCGGCCAGCCUGGUCCUGCUGAGUGGCCUGAACGAGGCCCACACCCUCCCGCUGAGCCCCUCGCAGGAGCUGCAGUCCUCCCUCAGCCUCUGGGAGCAGCGCCGCCUGCCCGCCACCCACAGCUUCCAGCACCUCCUCCGCGUAGCCUAUCAGGACCCCAGCAGUGGCUGUACCUCCAAGACUCUAGCCGUGCCCCCAGGGGCCUCGAUUGCCAUGCUGAAUAAGCUCUGUGCCACCAAGUUCCGGGUGACCCAGCCUGACACUUUCAGCCUCUUCCUAUACAAGGAGGAGGACUACCACCGCCUGCCCCCCGGAGCCCUGGCCCACCAGCUCCCCACCACCGGCUACCUCAUCUAUCGCCGGACAGAGUGGCGCGAGACCCAGGGCACCUCCCCGGGGGCUGCCACAGAGGAGGGCAGUGGGAGGCCAGAGGCAGAGGGCAGGGAGCAGGAGAAAGGAGGCCGGGGAGAUGGGGACACCAAGGUCAAAGCCAGUCCCAGGGACAGCAGGGGAGAGUCUGAGACGAUGGCCGAGGGGGGCAAGGACCAGGCCAGGGGAGGCCCUGCUCAGCCAAGGGGGCCAGAGGCUGAGGGAAGCCAGGCAGCAGAGGAGUAGCUGGGAGUGGGCAGAAGGGCCAUUUGGGGCAGAAAACUCUGAGCCUGCUGGGAAGGCCUUUCAGAGCCAUCCACCCCACUGGCCAAGGCACAGCCCCCUAGUCUUCCCCACCCCGGGCCGCUCCGUGUCUGCCACCUCCUCUGACUGUCUAGCCCUCUGAUCACACCUGCCUGGAGGUGCCUGGACUGGCCACAUCUGGGCACUGGAGUAAAGCCCAGGGGGUUUUGGGGAGGCCCCAGACGAAGGGCCCAAGGCCCCUUGGCCUCUCAUCCUUCUCCCCCAGCUGGAGGCCAGCCGUCCCGCAGUGGUGAGUGUGCCCAACAGGGGACAAAUCCAACAGGGGCCCGACCUCUGGCAGUGGAGGGUGGGGCAUCAAGGCCCUGAAAGGCCCCACCCACUCCUGGGUGUCAGGAGGAUUUGGGGAGGCAGCAAGAUGUCGGGGCCCAGUGCUGCCCAGACCACCUGGAGGCCAAGCACCUCCAAACCUCAGUGUCCUCAUCUGUGAAAUCGGGGUGCUACUGCUGCCCUACCUUCUCCCAGAAGUCUUCCAUGGGUCAGAAUGGAUGGUUUUGUGGCAAAGCAGAGCUCAGACUAGGGGAAAGGGGAGGGAAGGAGGUUGGAUGCUAGCAACACACAUACACACACCUCUCCAAGGGUCUGUUCUUCACUCUCACAGAAGGGAGAGGCUCUCCAGGCAGCCCUGGGGACUGGCUCGGGUCCAGCUGAGACAACACCCACGUUCUGGUCUUUCCCCAAGAUGGGAAGUCCUCCCAGGCACUGUGAUGUCCCAAGGGAGUGGGACAGAGGAGACAGGCUUCUGAAGUGAGGUGAGGAUUCGGAAAUCAUCUUCUCUGCGUUUGACUCUCUUGGACCUCACAAGAGCUUUACGGGACACAGGGCCUGGCUUUUUACCCACUGAGGCUUGGGAAAGUGACUCCUAGGACACCACACAGGAGGCCAUUGGGACCCCCACACCCAAACCAGGGGUCAGGUUCCAGCUGCUCCUUGUGUUCUAAACCACCAGUAAAUUAACCCUGAAGGUCCGGUAGACCCCAAAGGGAGGCCCAGAUCAGGCAACAAAUGAGCAAAGAAAAUACCAGCAACAACCACAAGGGGGUGCACAUGGCUCAGGAAGCUGCCGAGAGGGUGACCUGAUGGACGAACGCAGCUCCAGGGCAGCGGCAGUGUAGGUGGUCACGGGGUUUGCAGUCUGGCAGCUGCCAGGCAACUUGGGGACAGUGCCAGGGCCAAGACCUCUGGCCCUCAGCUGUCUUGGGAGUCAGGGGUCUGAAUGAGGCCAGCCUCAGGGGACCACUCCCUGGGAAGGAACUAGCCCCUGGUGGAAGGAGGACCCUAGCCAGUCUCUGAGGUGCUCCCUCAGACACUGAGCACAAAGGGACAUCGGCUCAUAUAUCAGACAUGACAGCUGGAAGGUAGAAAUCCUGGACAUUGGGAUUUCAGACCCUCCAGAUACAGCCCAGGUUGCAGGGCUCCCAAAUUUCUCACUAGGCCAUCAGCAGCUCUAACUUCCCCCACUUCUACCCGCCCCCCACAAGCUUCUCGUUGGUGGGGAUUCUCCCUUCACUCUUUUGUAUGUCCCCCCCAGUCCCGCACCCACCCGAGUGCCCUGUACAGUGCUGGGCACUCCACAGGCGCUCAAUAAAUG